AACGUCUUACAUUGUUGUUGUAGUAAUAACAUUCACAAUUUCACAUACAAUAAUAAGUGACUCUCUUUCUCUCUUGCCCCUAACAAUAAAAACUUACGCGGUUUUUUCCCACCACAUUUCCUGCACUUCUUCCGCAACUCUCUCCUUCAAACAAAAACCUUACAAAGUGUUGCCGAAUUUGUGGGAAAGGCGGAGAUUGUCGCCUCCACAGCCCGAUCUUCCAAGCAACCAUCGAAAACCCCCAAAAAAAUUAAAAAAAAAAAAAAAUAAUAAUGGCAUCUUUGAGUCAUUUUCUUCUUUAUUUCUUCCUCUUCUCCUUCUUCCUUAUCACAGGCUUGGCCUCUUCUAAUUCCUCUUUCCUUUCAGAUGAAAUAUUUGAGUCACGUGAUGAAUCCACCGGCCGUGUCCUCCUUCAGGCCAAGAAGGCAUGCACUGAAAACUUUGAGAACAAGAACUAUACAAUCCUCACAGCCCGGUGCAAAGGACCACAAUACCCACCUGUGGUUUGCUGUAACGCUUUGAAAGACUUUGCUUGCCCUUUCGCGGAUGCCAUCAAUGACUUGACAACUGAUUGUGCUUCAACCAUGUUCAGCUACAUCAACCUCUAUGGAAAAUACCCACCAGGCUUGUUUUCCAACCUGUGCAGGGAAGGAAAGCUUGGUCUAAAUUGCACUGAUGUAGGACCUGAUCCCGAUGACAUUAGUUAUGGAGUUCAUACAACUGUGACACACUCUACAUUGCUAAUCAUCACUGCUGGCUUCAUAGUCUUCUUAUUAUUCCAUUGGUUCUGAAGGAUGAAAUUUAUGAGAAUAUAUUGCCACUUUUUACUAUUUAUUGGUUUAGUUAUUCA
Quercus lobata is the source of this 850-nucleotide messenger RNA. Its product is annotated as GPI-anchored protein LLG1-like. The transcript is spliced from 3 exons. NCBI's taxonomy places the organism in Eukaryota, Viridiplantae, Streptophyta, Magnoliopsida, Fagales, Fagaceae. The record is from RefSeq and is a predicted model, not a curated record. Bases 273 to 791 code for a protein of 172 amino acids.